Messenger RNA from Zalophus californianus (California sea lion), 564 nucleotides. It is a transcript of the gene GPHA2, whose product is annotated as glycoprotein hormone subunit alpha 2. Gene Ontology annotation, molecular function: hormone activity; hormone receptor binding. NCBI's taxonomy places the organism in Eukaryota, Metazoa, Chordata, Mammalia, Carnivora, Otariidae. Gene Ontology annotation, biological process: cell surface receptor signaling pathway. The record is from RefSeq and is a predicted model, not a curated record. Gene Ontology annotation, cellular component: extracellular region.
AUGGGGAAUGCAGGCCCCAAACUCCCCGAGUCCUCUUCUGAUCCCCAAGAGGGCGUGGCUCCAGGACGCUGGCAAAUAAAAAUCCGGAGAACCGGCGCUGUCUGGAGACGAGCGGAAGACCUGAGGAACCCAUUCCGCGAGCCACUCGGUUCCUGGGCUUUGGAAGUGAUCCCCAUGGCAUCCCCCCAAAUGCUGCUCCUCUGCCUCCUGGUCCUGGCGGUCACGGAAGGUUGGGGUCGCCAGGCGGCCAUCCCAGGCUGCCACCUGCACCCCUUCAAUGUGACAGUGCGAAGUGACCGCCAAGGCACCUGCCAGGGCUCCCAUGUGGCACAGGCCUGUGUGGGCCACUGUGAGUCUAGCGCCUUCCCUUCCCGGUACUCCGUGCUGGUGGCUAGUGGCUAUCGACAUAAUGUGACCUCCGUCUCUCAGUGCUGUACCAUCAGUGGCCUGAAGAAGGUGAAGGUGCAGCUGCAGUGUGGGGGGGACCGGAGGGAGGAGCUGGAGAUCUUCACGGCCAGGGCCUGCCAGUGUGACAUGUGUCGCCUGUCACGCUACUAGCCCGUC